AGAAACGCACAGAAUGUCAUGAGAUCCAAUUUGUUUAUAUUACAAUUAUUAUAAUUUUUUCAUACUUAAAAUUAAUUAAAGUUAUAAAGCGUUAAAAUCAAUAAUAGAACUUUUUUGCAUCUCAAUUAUUGAAGAAUUCAACGACAAAUCUUUUAGAGUUUGUUUAAUGUAUUACAAAUUGUUUUUUAAUAAUGUAUCCCAGUGAUAUGGAUGAUACAUUUCAUUCAUCAUCAACCAACAUUAUCGAUAUAGUAAUUGAUGAAGUGGCUUUAGAAGGUUUAGAUGGAAUAACACUUGAGGCAUUAUGGAAAAGAUUGUCAGGAAGAUUGCAAAUUCAAGAUAAUCUUCCACGAACAUUACAAAAUCAAAUUUGGUCUAUAUGUAUAUCAACAAAAGAAUUUACUUUUUACGAAUUAGAUUCUCCAAGAGAGCCACUUUUUCUAUACAAUCGUUAUGAGUAUGUAGAUCCUGAUUUAGGAAUUAUAUGUGAACCUGAUAAUCUGCCUGAAGAUAUUUAUGGAUAUUAUCCAAUUGACGACUCGAAAAAUAAUAUCAGAGGUUCAUGUAAAAGUUAUUACACAAGAAAACCUAUUGAAAAUAUUCAAGCUUUAAGUCUAGAUGUUGCAGAAAAGAAAUAUGGUCAGACAUUGGUCAUUGUUGGAUCUCAAAUGAUUAGAGAACAAGCUUUAAUUGACGAUAAUGUUUGUCCUACAAUAGAAUUAAAUGUAGUUCAAUAUUGUUUUCUAGAAAGAGUUGGACGAGCUCGAUAUCAUGGAGAAGUUACUCAAGGAAAAAGAAGCCUUGUUUUAUUAAAAGAAGAUCCUAAAUCUUUAUUUUACUACCGAAAAUUUUUACUAAAACAUAAGUUAAUUACAAAACAAUUGCAUUAUCAAAAAAAUGCUGGUCAUGGUACUGGAGGGAGUUUGUUACAUUUACCAAGAUUUUACGUAGAACGUAAACCAAAAAUCGUAUAUUUAGCUGAAAAAAUAAUUGCGUUACUGAAAACUCGAGAAAACUAUUUAGCAGAUUACACAGAAAUUAAACAAGCAUUGCAAAUAGAAAAUAGUAUUAAAAGAUUAUUUAAAACAGCUUGUUUCCAAAAAGUUGUUCGAACUGAUUUAUUAGUUCCUUAUAGAGAGUUAUAUCCUCAUGCAGAUCCAUCAGAGUGGGCCAGAAAAAGUUGUGCUACCAAAGAAAAAAAAAUAAGAGCUGUUCAGCUAAUUGAUCCAAAUAUUGAUGCUAAUGAUUUAUGGAACAAUGAUGAAAUUUUGGAUGAGGAAGAAUCUUAUGAACUUGAUGUAACAAAUCAAAUAAUUGAUGUACCUAUUAUGAAGCAAGCUAAUUGGAUCGUUGAAGAAUCUCGAGAUGAAGGAUUGAGCCAAUUAGAUUUGGCAAAGAAAAUGGGAGUGACGAAAUUACAUGCUCGGAGUACUUUGAAAAACUUAUCAAAACUUGGUCUCAUUGGAACUUAUAUGAAUGACAUUGGACGUCAAAGGUUAACAAAAUAUGUUUCAAAGAAAUUUGAAAAAAAUAGUAAAAUCAGCAAACAAUAUCACAAAGAAAUACAUAAGAUGAAAGAAUUAACGAAAAAUAUCAAUUUGUCUGAAUAUUCAUUUCAAGGUCAGUUUUCAACUGCUAAAAACUUUUUCUAUCCUACGGAAAAUUCAGACGUAGAAUUACUAGAAGAAGAAAAACCAGCAGUUGAUGAUCCAUUUAAAAAUAUUGGAGAACAACAAAUCCGUGGUCAAGCUUUGUUUGGUAUUGUAAAUAAAAUAUUCGCAAAAUACAAUUUAAAAAAAUAUAAACGUGGCUAUGAGAUUUCUUUCAACAAUGUGUCUCAAAUGAAGAAUUUGAAGAACAGAUUAGAUAAAUUGGCUAAUAAAAUAAAACCAAGUCCAAGAAAAGUCAUAAAAUUAAUCACUCCCGAUUCUAAUGUAAAUCCUGGUGCAGAAUGCGAUGCAAUUUUAGAAGAAACUAGACCUUCAACUACGUCAGAUGGAGAAAUGAAAUGUUUAAUGAAAGAGAUAAACGCAGAAGAUUUAAAAAUAACGGGAAGUGUUACAUACAGAAUUUUAAAGAGAGCAAAUUUAAUAAUUGAAGCUGUGAAAGAACACAAAGUGAUUGAUGACACAACAAAAUUAAUAAAGUUGAUAAAUGAAGAAGAAGAACGUGAAGGUUACGACGUUAAAAUUGAUAAAAAAUCUUUAGUGAGGUUGUUACAAAAAUUAGCUGUCGAUAAUUUGGUAAAAAAUAUUAAAUUAACUCUCAGUGCCAAUGGUAAACAAAAAUCCUUGACUUUUAUUUGCGAUCCGAGUAUAAAUGUAAAUCAUUCUGUUAUUCGAUCAGCUGUCGAACAAGCCCGAGUCAAAUUUUGUUUGACAAGAUUUAAUAAAGAAAUGAAAAACAAUGCAAAUUUGAGUAAAAAUAAAAAUAAUUCAGAUAAUGAUUUAGGAAAAUCAACAAAAAAAGUUAAAAAUACCAAUGAUAUUAAUACCAAUCAAAAAAUCAUUCCUGCAAAUUUGACAUUUGAUCCUAAAGCUGGAAAAAAAUAUGGAUAUAGUCCUAAAUUUAUACGAAUGCAAAUUCUUCAUCAAUUUUUAUACUAUUUAAUUUAUGAUCAUCAAGGACCAUUGAAGAUACCUCGAGAACAACAGAUUCAAAGUUUGAAAAUGAAGGGAUAUCAAAUUGAUGACGAAUUGGAAAAAGAAAUGGGAGAGAUUUAUAAUACACAAGUAGGUUGGAAGAUGUUUGUUCCUCCACUUCCAGAUCACAAUGGUUGGCCUUUAGGAUGGGCCUUGAUGUGUGAUAUUUUAUUGAGAAUUCCUCUGUCAAUUUUUUUGAAAAUAUACAGACUUCCUUUUUUUAUUCCCAACUUGGACUUUUACAUAAAUCAUUCGAUCAGAAAGCAUUACUUGAUCAAAGAUCUACCGACUUUACUGAGGAAUGCACUUCUGCUCAAGAGAAAAUAUAUUUUUAGCAUUCAUGAGACGAUUACCAGACUCAGUUACAUUGGAUUAAUUCAAUUCGGUCCUCAGAAACUCAAAGAAAAGGAUCAGAUUUUUAUUUUCCUUAACAAAAAAAGUGAAUUGAUGGAUACAACAACUUCUGCAGCAGGUUAUCAUAAAAUUGAAGAUAAAGAAUAUCCUGUUUCUAAAUAUUUUUUUGAAAGAAUAACAGAUGUUGAAAAAUACUGGUAUGACAUGUGGCAUAUUUGUAUAAAUACUCAUCUUGGUGGAAGAUUAGCAGUCCAAGGAACAGAAAUAAUUCUUGAAGAUCUAACGAAGAAGCCUGAAAUGCUCCAAUGUUUAAAACCAGUAAGUGCUUAUGAAGCAAAAUCUUUAGAUAUUGGCAUCAUGCCCGGCGAUAAGAAAGGAGCUGCAGGUAUUGAUUCAGCUUUUUUCUCACACCUAAAGAGAAACUGGAAUUGGGACAAUUUUAAUAGCUAUAGAUCCCCACGAGACCUAGAGAAAAAAGAACCGGAUCCUGAACGCAAAGCUCAUUUAUCCAAAGUUGAAGCUAAGCCGAUCAAGUAUACUGAAUUUACAGGAUUAAAAAAGAAGAGUGGACCAACUACAGUAGAUGCAAAUAUUCUUAAAAAUAGAAAAGCUCAAAAACCAGUUAGUUUAUCUACAGUAGAAAAAACUCUAAAACAUAAAUUAUUGUCCAAGAAUAUGAGAAAGCAAAGUACAGUUAAAGUACUUAGAAAAGUUAUGCCCAGAAAAGUAAAAACAAGAAAACGAGUGAAGUAUGAUGACAUUGAUUAUAGUGCUCUUCAACAUAUGGCAAAGUUGCGAGUAGACUGGGAUCCAAGAGAAGACAACAUUUUAUUAGUCUGCAAAGUCGUCAUGUUAUACCUUUGUCCCAAUCCACGAAAGCAAUUGAUCACAUUCCCAGCUGUAAGAGAUGUUUUACGUUCUUAUUCACUCAGCUCACAUAAUAAAACAUCUCGAGCUUGUCAGAGACGUCUUUUGUAUAUGUUAAAACAACCACAAACAGCACACAGUGUUGCAUUGGGUGUAGAAGAGAUAAAACAGAAUUACUAUGUCAAUAAAAAAUACAAAGACAUCGUUAAUAAAAUAAAAAAGACAUGUGAUCCAAAUGAACAAGAAGAAAAAAUAACUUCCACUUUUAAAGCUCUUGUUGCUUAUGUAGCCAAAAAAUAUUACGACUUGUCUAAAUCAAAACCUACCAUAGAAUCAUCAUGUAAACCACAAACACUUCAAGAAUUUAAAAUUUUUUAUGAAGUUAGCCAUCCACAAAAGCCUCAGAAAGGAUUCACUUGUGAUAUCAAAAAUGUCAAUGAUAUUCAUACAGCUACAAUUAAUUCUGUUAUUUACAGUUCCAUGUGUUGUGGAAAAGAUCGAAGAUCAUGGGCAUAUCAGUUGUUCAGAAUUUAUCAACAAUAUCCUGAAAUUUUAUUAAGAAAUGCUAUGGCGAAAAUUAGAGCUGAUGGUAUGGUUUCUGUAGCAAAACAUUAUCUAACUGCUCUUAAAAAAUACGGAAAUUGUUUACCGAUCAGCAGUUCUCAAUAUCAGUUAAGUACGACUUAUUUGUAUAAAUUUCAAACAAAACUACCUUUUGAAGCCUUUAGUGAAAUUCAGAAUUUCUUAGAAAGUAUAAUUAAAGGAUAUAAAGAAAAUCCAAAUAUUGUUGCUAAAGGAGUUAAUGUUCAACCACCAACUGGUGGAAUGGUUCUUGGAAUUCAAGAGUAUCUAAUUGAUAAUAAAAUGGAUUUCAAUGUAGAAUUACCUGAUCACGUUAUUACAUUGGAUAGUGGAAUUCGAGAGUAUGAUGAGACAUACGUAAGAAUUGCUAAGAGAUAUCAGGAUAUUUUAUUAGCAUUAGAACUACUUAAUACAGAGCAAACAGAAUCUGUAAGACCUCAAGCAAUAGCUAGUAGUAGUCAUCAGCCAAAUAUAGAAGAAGCAACUGUAGAAGAAAAAAGUAAUGAAGAUGAUAGAGAAACCGCUGGUGAUGAGCCUAGAAUUAAAUCUGAUUCUACUGGAGGGAAUCAAAAAACAAAGAAAUUCCUGACUAAAAAAUACCAAUGGGGAUUUUAUCAAGUCAAAGGACAGACAGAUGAACAAGAUAAUGAAGACUGGUAUUUUAAUAAUAAUGAUUCUGAAGAUGAAGUUGGGUGUAUUCACUUUCAAGAUGGUAGUGUUGUAAAUAUUAAUACGUCUGACAUUGAAAAUUCUAAAAACUUCACCAUUGAUGAAAGUAUUCAUGAAGCUUUCUUGAAAACUCAUGGAGAUAAUUUUCGGGAUUUUAUUCAGUCUAGUUCAAUUAAUGCUUUAAAAGAAAUGGGUCAAAGUUCAACGCCAAUGGACGUUGAUGAAGAAAUCGAUCAAAGCAAUAAUUUAGAUGACGUUGAAAUGGACUACGAUACAAUAGCAAAUACUGGAAACAAUCACCAAAAUAAUAGUAAUCGAGAAGAUCGAAACUGUGUUGAACAUGUUGAAAUAAAACCGAUGUGUUUUGAAAAUAUAAAAUUUGCUUCAAAUUCAACUGAAAAUAGAGAUUUACAGCCUGGAACAAGUUCAAAUCAUCAGAGAGAAGAUACUAGUGAUGCACAAAGAAGAUAUACAAGGAUUGCAUUAUUAAAAAUGAGAGAAGAGUUAAUCGAAGAUUUACCUGAUAGUCAUCAUGCUCAUGAGUAUUUUGCUGUCAACACUUUUGGUAUUUCUUAUUUAUUCCCAGAAAUAGAAGAAGAGAAAAUUAAUAAUCAUGAAUUUGUAGUUGAUGAUAAAUUAUUUCAUAAUGUAUUAAUGUUUGAAAUAGAAACUUUUAAGAAGAUCAUAAAUGACUUGAAUAAAUUUGCCAUUUUUCCAAGGAAAUUUGUAGAUUAUCCUCGUGUAAAAGAAGACUUGGCAAUGAUGACAGAGUUAAAGGAAGAGGAAAUAGAUUUAAUAUACGAUUAUGUUAGAAAUAAACAUGAACAAGGUGCAACUUCAAAAGAAUUAACAUUAAAGUUUUACAAGAUUCUUGGCGAUAAGAUGUAUGACAUUCUUACUUUCAUGACAGACCAGCGAUUAUUCUUAAGAUCUGGUGUCUCCGAGAUGCAUUAUAUACAUUAUAACUAUGUUGAUCCUUGGCUUAUCCAAUCCAUACGGAUUAUGCGACUUCACAGAGAAGCUUUACCGCCCAUUCCUCCUGAUAGUAUUUACAUAUUUAAUUCAAGUCAUGCAGGUACUGAAAAAAGUAAUGAGAAUGAUGAUGAAUGCGACAAUUCGAAUGAAAAAGAGUUUGAAGAAUUAAGUAUUCCAUCAUCAAAAAAUAAGAAAAAUAAUGCUGAUAAGGAUAAUACCAUUGAUAGUAAUCCUAAUAAUACUGAAGUGACAAGAAGCCAAACUGUUGAUAAAAAGGAGAAAAAUGAAGAAGAAACUAGUGCAGUGAACUCGAGUAAACAGAAUCAUCGGAAAAGUAGAACUUGCUUAUUACAGACAAAAGAUAUUUAUACUGCAGCUAAAAAAUUAGACUUAAAUACCGCUGAAGAUAUAAGAGUAGUUAUAAGGCCUUGGAUAAAAAUUGACGGUGUAAUUAAUAAAGGCAUGUUAGAAAAAAUGCUAGGUGCAGUACUAGCACACUGCAUUAUGAAUCCAGGCAUUAAUUUGUCUCAGAUACAAAGUCGGUUUUUACCAGCUUUACAACCUUAUCACACUCGAGAGCUUGUCGAGCUGCUCAUUAAAUUGGAGUGUCUAACAUUAAGAGUUUUACGCAAAAACACGACAAUACUAUUUUCAAAAUCACCAUCAACAAAAAUAUAUCAUCCUGCUAAAAUGGACGGUUCCUCCGAAUAUGGAAAUGAAAUGAUUGUCGAAGCAACAACUAGAGCAUCAAUUAGAUUUGGAACAUUUUUUCGAUUUUAUCAUGCUCAACGUUCAACAUCUGAUAUUACUGAUACGUGAUUAUAAAUUAAAAUCAAACAACGUCGAUAAAAUAAAACAACUCCCUGUGAUAAA
Molecule: messenger RNA, 6962 nt
Organism: Chelonus insularis
Lineage: Eukaryota; Metazoa; Arthropoda; Insecta; Hymenoptera; Braconidae
Product: general transcription factor 3C polypeptide 1
Exons: 5
Coding region: 192-6908 (2238 amino acids)
Biological process (GO): 5S class rRNA transcription by RNA polymerase III; transcription initiation at RNA polymerase III promoter
Cellular component (GO): transcription factor TFIIIC complex
Molecular function (GO): DNA binding
Source: RefSeq, a predicted model, not a curated record